Molecule: messenger RNA, 942 nt
Organism: Bombus pyrosoma
Lineage: Eukaryota; Metazoa; Arthropoda; Insecta; Hymenoptera; Apidae
Gene: Trmt112
Product: multifunctional methyltransferase subunit TRM112-like protein
Exons: 4
Coding region: 340-714 (124 amino acids)
Biological process (GO): rRNA (guanine-N7)-methylation; tRNA methylation; peptidyl-glutamine methylation
Molecular function (GO): protein heterodimerization activity
Source: RefSeq, a predicted model, not a curated record
AAGCAGGUUGGUGAUGUGUCAAAAUAUGACUGGCAAAUAACAGCAGAAAUAUGUAGGUUUAAAUACGAUACAAAAAGAGAUAAAUAGGCAAGAAUAACAGCUGAUUGCGUAUUUUCAUCAAGGCCAGGUGAUGUGGCUACUAUAUCAUAACGAGAACAAUUACAAAAUUAUUAUUUUCGUAAUAGAAUAUAGUCGUAUUGAACUGCGUCUUGAGAUUGGAGUAUGCAUAAGUCGGUAAAAGCCGGCAUCAAGAACUUUUAACACAAAACCUUGACAACAAAAUCAUAAUUUUUUCAAAUUAUUUCAAUUAAUAAAACGAUCGGAAAAUAUUAUUAAAAAAUGAAACUUUUAACACAUAAUAUGUUAACUUCAAAAUGCUUGAAAGGUGUAACUGUUGGAUAUCCCCUUGGGAUUGUUGCAAAAGGUAUUAAAGUGUCAGAAGUAGAUUUCAAUCCAGAAUUUAUUGCAAGAAUAAUUCCAAAACUUGAUUGGGCUACACUUUGGAAAGCUGCAGAAAGUAUAGGUCAUGUUGGAGAAUUACCACAGACUUUGAUUCAAGAUUUUGAAACAAAUGAGGAAUUUUUAAAAAUGGUUCAUCAUAUACUAUUGGAAGUUGAAGUCAUUAAUGGAGAUCUACUAUGUCCAGAAUCUGGCAGAAAAUUCCCUAUUAACGAUGGUAUACCAAAUAUGCUCUUAAACGAAGAUGAAGUUUAAUGAUUGAUAUUGCAGUAAUCAAAUUAGACGCCAUCCAUAUCUUUUCUGUUUACAAGUACUAGACAUUUAUAUGUUGUACAUAAAAUGUUUCAUUCCUUUUUAUAACAUAUAUAAUUUGAUUUGACAUCUUUGUUAUUACAAUUAGUAUAAAAUGAUGUAAUAUAAAAUCACUAAUUAACUAUAAAAAGUUAUAGUAAAUUAAAUAAAUAUGUAAAAUUAAUCCUAUUA